AACGAGAGAAGGUGAGACGAUUGGUUCUAUUUAAACACAGCGCUACAUUCUGGCUUGCGUAUAAUUUGAAGUCUUGCUAAUUAAUUAUGCCACUGUUUAUUAGGCCACGGGUCUUGCGACAUAUGCAGUUGAAUUCCAGCAGUGGCAGUGUCGUUCGGCCUCUGACUUUAAUUACCACAGGUUCCUUUUUCUUGUCAGUCCUCUAUACAUGCGGCUUGGGUGCAAAAACAAGAAUAUGUGCCUGUAUAGAGAACAUCGUAUUUCUUGGCAUGCGCCGUGUUUUCUUGGCGAGGCGGAACCACGUUUCCAAAUAGCCAAGCCCGAUAUAUAAUUUAUUGGCCGGCACGAGGGAAUGCUUAAUUGAGCCUGUAUUUCCAGAGACAAGAAACGAUCUCUUCUUGAUGGAUCGAUGGUAUGGCUGCAAUCG
Messenger RNA from Metschnikowia bicuspidata var. bicuspidata NRRL YB-4993, 427 nucleotides. RefSeq lists its product as uncharacterized. The record is from RefSeq and is a predicted model, not a curated record. The transcript has a single exon. Bases 87 to 314 code for a protein of 75 amino acids. NCBI's taxonomy places the organism in Eukaryota, Fungi, Ascomycota, Pichiomycetes, Serinales, Metschnikowiaceae.